Molecule: messenger RNA, 3779 nt
Organism: Sabethes cyaneus
Lineage: Eukaryota; Metazoa; Arthropoda; Insecta; Diptera; Culicidae
Gene: vtd
Product: double-strand-break repair protein rad21 homolog
Exons: 7
Coding region: 407-3199 (930 amino acids)
Biological process (GO): mitotic sister chromatid cohesion; replication-born double-strand break repair via sister chromatid exchange; synaptonemal complex assembly
Cellular component (GO): synaptonemal complex; cohesin complex
Molecular function (GO): chromatin binding; protein binding
Source: RefSeq, a predicted model, not a curated record
AGAAAAAAGUUGAGUGUUUUCGCUAAGCCGCGUAGUAUUUCGGAAAUUUUGACUGUUCUUUGGUCAAAUUCGACUUUAAAGUGGUUGAAAGUUGAAGUUAGUUGCAUGUCCCGUAAGUUUAUGUCAAAUGUAGCGAAAAAAUACCGCUCGGAAUGACGAAAAUACGGUUGAUUGGCGAGCGGGCGCCAAGCGUCGCAGUCACCGUAAAAUAGUGUGAAAAAGUGGAAAUUAUUGCUUCUAACAAUGGAUUGAAACAGAGAUUGACAGUGAUAAAGUUCGUAAAUAGAGAAGAGUUCGAAAACAGUGAAGAAACCAGAGAACUCCAGCACUACUGAGCUUGUCCAUUUUGUGUAAAAUAAAAAAAAAAAAAAAGAAAAUAAAACACCACGCGUAGAAGGGUCUCACCAUGUUCUACGCACACAUUGUGCUGGCCAAAAAGGGGCCGCUGGCCCGAAUUUGGCUGGCAGCCCAUUGGGAUAAAAAGAUAACCAAAGCGCAUGUGUUCGAGACGAACAUCGAACAGUCCGUCGACGGUAUUAUGCAGCCGAAGGUGAAGCUGGCCCUCCGGACUUCCGGUCAUCUGCUGCUGGGUGUGGUGCGAAUAUACGCCAGAAAGGCCAAGUAUCUGCUGGCCGACUGUAAUGAAGCCUUCGUCAAAAUUAAGAUGGCUUUCCGACCAGGAAUGGUGGACCUGCCGGAAGAACACCGAGAGGCAGCGGUGAACGCGAUUACAUUGCCGGAAGUGUUUCACGAUUUUGACACACCGCUUCCGGAAUUGAAUGACGUCGAUAUUGAAGCUCAUUUUUCCAUCAACCAGUCGCGUGCCGAUGAGAUUACAAUGCGCGAAGACUACGGCACAUUACCGAUGAACAUCCACGAUGAUGGCUUCGGCGAUAUGGGAUUCGACGACACGCCUGACAUUGUUCGUGAACGGAUCGAAGAACCGUUGGAGGGACUGAGCAAUGCGCCGACAAUGUCAUCCUCGCUGGAAGAGUCGGCACAAAAUAAAGACAGUACGGAAGUGGAAGGCGUUACAGCGACGGCAAAGGACGAUUCCGGCAAGGAGAAAACGGACAAGAAGGGUCUUCGAGCCCGCGCCAAAAGUUUGUACGAAGAGCUCAGCGAACAGCCGGCGCAGGAUACCCGAUGGAACGAGUAUCUUGACGACCUCUUCACCGAUCCGGUCGCGCCGCCACCGGAUCUGGAACAGGAAAAGGAACCACUGCCCGGUACGUCCCGUUCGCUGUUGGACCCGUUCGAUCCCCAUCAUCCGCAUGCCGUGGACAAUGACGGAUUCGGCGACGAAGGAUUCGGUGCCGAACCGGCCGCUGGAUUGUUCGAGGGCGAUAUCUUUGCCGACGCUCCGUUGGCACCGGAACCGGAACUGCCGGGUGAACCGGCUGCGCAGGCUCAGGCCGGUCAGGAACGAGACAGCGAGGACGAUGACGAUGAUCAUUUUGACGUUGGAGGUGCUCCGUCUCCUGCGGCCAGCUCGGACGGGUCACGGCCGCCGUCACCGAUCAUGACACAACAACUAUUGGACGAUCUGCAGAAACCAAGCACAAGUCAGGCUGGCGUGACGAAAGUUCCAGUCUAUCAUGACGGCGGAGCAACAGAAACACCUGCUAUCCCGGCUGAGGAUCCGCACCCCGAGGAUGCUGCAGACCGAAGAUUGGACACCGAGGACGAGAGAGUGACCGGCGAUGGAGCUGCAGACGAAGACGUUGAGCAUCCGGAACAAACGACAUUGUUGCACAACGAAGAGGAGAGUUUUGCUCUGGCGCCUGUCGAUGCAUCCGCCUUGAAAGGUGUUACCAAAAGCAAGCGAAAGCGAAAACUUAUCGUCGACGAAGUGAAGAAUAUUAGCGGCGAAGAGAUGAAGAGUCAACUUGCGAAUACUUCAGAUAUUGUAACAACAUUGGAUUUGGCACCACCAACGAAACGAUUGAUGUACUGGAAAGAAACCGGUGGCGUAGAGAAACUGUUUGCUCUGCCAUCGCGAGACAUUCCGGCUAGAUGCUUAUUUAAAAAUUAUCAACGCCAUCUGACGUCGCGAUCAAUUGGAAUUGAGGACUUUUCGGUUCUUGGUUCGCUGGAUGUGCUCGGCGUUGAACAGCAACAACCGGAACGCCCAGAAUCUCCCGUCACACAGCGACGAGGUAGAAAACGAAAGGUUAUCGAUUUGCCUCCUCCGGAAACGCCCGCCACACCUAUGAUGCCAAUGACACCCGCAACCCCACUGCACCUCGAUCAAUCUUCUGUCGAUCAAAUGCGAGAGGCAGUUGAUAUGCCACCAGCAACCCCAGUGUCGAUGGAACUUCGGGACCAGGAGCUUUGUCCUGACGUCAGUCAAGGCUUCCCCCAUGAUGGAAGCAUGAUGCCACCACCUGCAACACCUGGCCUCAGUCAGCUGGGAAGCCCGAACCUAGGAAUGCACACCCCGCAAAUGAUGCCACCGACACCGGGAAUGCCAAGCAUACCGAUGACGCCGGGCAGCCUGGAUCAUGGUGCGCUAUCGUUGACAGGUUUACCCCAUGGUGGUCUCACUCCGGGCGAUUUGCAACACGGUGGUAUGACUCCAGUUGGUCUUCAUCACGGUGGCAUGACUCCAGCCGGAUUGCAGCACGGUGACUCUGGCCAUCUCAUGCCUGAUUUACCGGGAGCGAUGACACCGCACGGCCUGGAACACGGUGGAAUGACACCGCAUCAUGCCAGUUUGGAAAGCAUCGAUCAAAUUCCGAACCUGCCGGCAGAUCAAGUUUCGUCAAUAUUAAACGAGCCGGGAAUGGAAAACUUCUCCAACAUGGACUACGAUGGACAUCCACCUUCGCCGGCGCGAGGUGUUCUGGCGGAUGAUGUGAACAAUGAAUGGAAUCAGGACUACGAAUUCGCCCCGUCCGUUGCAGGACAACAAGCCAGUGAAGAACAGCAAAUCGAUGAAACAAUCGAGCAAUUCGAGGAACGUGUUCUAAACAAACGCGCAGCGCAGCUGUUUAUCUCGGUACGGUCACGUCUGCUAAAGAAUGAUAGCAUGGUCCUGUCGGAUAUGACCCAUCGGAACAACAAAAAACAGGCUGCCCAGAAGUUUUAUUCACUACUGGUGCUGAAAAAGUUCAAAGCCCUCGAGAUCUCGCAGCAGCGGCCGUACGAUGAUAUUCUGAUCACCCGGGGACCACUGUUCGAUAAUCCCAAACUUUAAGCUCCGCUCCGGUUUGCUCCGUUGUUGAGGACCUUACAUCCGUAGAGUGCACUUUUCUAUUCGUUUAUUAAAGUUUAAGUUCAAAGUAGUCAAACCGAGUAGGCAUCCUGUAAACGUAAGAGGACUGCAAUAUGCACCGUUAGCAAGUUUUGUAAAAAAAUGCAUGUGCAUUUUUUUGUUGUAUUGUUCAAGCAUAAAGUACCCACAUUGAUAAGUAAUGUAAAUAAGUAUUCAUUUCAAUAAGCACUAAGAAGCAAAUCAGUCACAGGGACAGAUUGGAUUAUUUCCGGCAUCGAAAUAUUCCAUCCUGUUAAAGGGUGAUUUGCAAGGUUUGCUGUUGUUGUUUUGUUCGACGAUGACUAGGUGAAACAAGACGGUUUUGUCUAGUUUGUUAUGCAAAGCUACAGCGGGCAUGAACUUGAUAUGCGUUUCAUCGUGACAAAUCAAGUUCGUUUUCGGUUCGAUUAUUGUUCUAGCCCGAUUCGUUGAUAAGCAACUAGAAACAGUCUGCACAGCGACGAGAAUCAUCCUUUGUUCUCUUGUAAAUAUGCAUAUUUGUUUAAUGAUUAAGGCGCAAAUC